AUGCUAAUAAAAAUCUCAAGAAGACUAUUUUCAGCCUCAAAGCUCAAUACUGAAAUCAAUGAAUUUUUCAAGGAUUUUGACAAAGUAAAAAACCAAUACACCCCAAAGCCAAAAAUCGCAGCUCCUCCAUCUGAAUGAAAUGAAAAUCUAAAAGAAGAUUGGGAUGAAUAUUUAGAAAGCUGGCAUGAGGAAAAUCCCUUUAAGCCUAAACCACUCAGAUAUGAAAUUGAUGGUCAAGAUCCUCACUAUGAGUACCCAGUUCCAAAAGAACGAGAUUUUCCUCCAAUCCCAGACGCCCCUAGCUUAAAGCAUAAAAUUUUGCUUCCUCAAUUAUUUUACCUCCAAAAUCCUGAAACUAUAGCUAUAGAGCUGAUUGGAAAAGUAAUCGAGCAUCAGUCAAAUGCUGGCACUAUCUCUGGAAUAAUUACAUGCACUCAGGUAUCCAAAACCUAUCAACCUGAAGUAGAAAAACUAGGAAUUCUUGGGAUGACCCGCAAUAAAAAGAUCUUAUAUAUAUUUGCAGAAGACGAUGAAGGUGAAGAAUUCUGUAUUUAUGUAUUAUAUAUUAUAUUUAAUAGAGAUUUAUAUAAUAAAGAAUAUUAUGAGGGAAAAUCUUAUAAUAAAGGUAUAUCCUUCAGUCAAAUUAAUAGAUGAUAAUUUUGGGGAAAAUGAAAGUGUUACAGGUGCUUUAAAAAUAAAGUCAUAUCAUUAUAAAAAGACAUCAAUUUUAUAUGAUGCAAAUUCUCCAAUCAGAAUAUAUGAUGAAGGAUAUAAACCUGCUGAAGUGAAAAAUGAAUAUUAUGCAGCUACAUUCAUUUAUAAAUUUUACUGUGAUGAAUUUUUUAAAAAAUAA
This is a messenger RNA of Blepharisma stoltei, 853 nucleotides long. NCBI's taxonomy places the organism in Eukaryota, Ciliophora, Heterotrichea, Heterotrichida, Blepharismidae. The record is from the annotation of a GenBank genome assembly.